CGACCAAUCAAAACAAAGCAAUUUAUCAACGCCGACCAAUGAAAUAUAUUCUUUAAUACCACGAGGCCUUUUCCAAUAUGGCGGAUAUCGACUUAUAUCAAGACGACGGUGAUGAAAAUGCGGACGAUGGGUAUGGGUUGGAUGAUGGCCUUGACUGUGAUGAACCAUUCGGUGCUGACGAUAACUUGUCUCCGUUACAAAAAUUAGAAAAAUAUAUUGAAAGUGAUAAUGUUUAUACAAGACAAAUGGUUGCGAGAGGAUUACUUGAUACCUUGCGAGCGGUUGGUGAUUCUGAGGAACAGACCACUGCAGUACUCACUGCUAUGGUCAAGUUGUCCGAAGAUUCGGAUCCAAUUGUGAGGUCCGAGUUGAUGGAACAGAUUCCACAUAUAGCUGUUUACUGUCACGAUAAUAUAGACAUCUUUCAAAAUGCCAUCCCUAUGUACAUUCUACCGAUGGUAGUCCGAUACCUAGAUGAUGCAAAUAAUCAGGUAAGGAAAACGAGCCAGGCAGCAUUGCUGGUGAUACUUGAACAAGAACUGGUAAAUAGAGAACAAAUUGAGGACCAGGUUGUGAACGUUAUACUAGAGUUAUCUUCCCCUGACAGCCUAGAUGAGUACAGAACAGAGGCUGUGGCGUUGAUGAGCAAGAUGGCACCUUUACUAGGGAAGGAGAUGACAGACAGAGUGUUCCUUAACAGAUUCUGUGAAAUGUGUACAGACCCCUUGUUUCAUGUUAGAAAGGUCUGUGCGGCAAACUUUGGUGACUUUUGUUCAGUUGUUAGUCAAACUAGUGCGGAGCAAAAAUUGUUACCAAAGUUUUACUUCCUGUGUGAAGAUGGUGUCUGGGGUGUGCGGAAAGCUUGUGCUGAGUGUUUCAUGGCUGUCUCAUGUACAUGUUCUCCAGAAGUACGGAAAGCAGAAUUAGCUGCAUUGUUUGUUAAUCUUCUCUGUGAUCAAUCUAGAUGGGUAAGAAUGGCAGCUUUCCAGCAGCUUGGUCCAUUUAUAUCAACUUUCGCAGAUGCCGAUCUUACAGGAAUGUAUGUAGACGAAGAUGGUAUGCUAGUUUUUAAGCCUGAAGAAAUUAAAGAAAGGCAUCGAAGGAGGAUGGAAGGUGAUGCUGUGGUUUCUGAGAUCUUAGACUGUGAUAAUAGCAAGACACUACCAGACGUAAUACCUGCCAAUGUCUCAAACACCUCGUCUCAACCUAGCCAAGACUGUGAUAUAACUGCUAAUCUUUUACCAGUGGACAUGGACACUGCCGAAGACAGUGAGAAAGAGGUACCUGUGAACAUGCAGAUGGCUGAAGAAAGUGAGUCGGGUCAAACCGAAAGCUCCGACGAUCAGAUGAUUCAUACAGACCUCGGAAAGUCUGUUGAAGAAAAGCGGGCGGAAUUUUAUGCGGAAAUAAAUACAGAAAGUCCUGUAGAACCAGAUAGUGAAAAACAACCUGAAAGAAUAAGUGUAUCAACAACAGAAGACAGUAGUUCGGUAGAAGAUAAUUCUAAUCAUAAUAAUGCUAGUAUCGAAUCAAGUAAAAGCGAAGAUAAUGUUGUAGGAAGUACUGUAGAAUCACCAAAAGUUGUUGAUGAAAUACGAAUUCCAUGUGAAAGUUCUGAAGAAUCAAGUGACAGUACUGUAACUAGAUCAGACGAGUCUGAAUCAACAGUUACAGAACCCGAGCCUGCACAUAUACAUUUAGAUAGUUCUAGUGAUUUUGAUACUUUCCAGUAUUGGCGAACUCCGAUACCUCAGGUAGAUGUAGAUCCAGCCUUGUUAACGGAGCCUAAAUCAAGCAGUGAACCUGUAAUGUUGAACCAUUAUUCAACGAGUGAUACGGUGAAUGUGUACGAUAGUACGAACGGUUUGACUCUAGGCUUGUCUGAUAGUCUGAAUGAUUUAACAGUCUGUGAUAAUAAGGUAACAUCUGUGAUGUAUGGCUCGUCGGGUGCUAUGGAGCACAAUUUGCAGGGUACCGGUCAGGGAGAGACUACGAUGACUGUGAUAGAUGGUGUUGUACAAGAUUUUAACCUAGACCAAAUAGACAGUAAUCUACUGCUGUCGUUAUUGCCUCUUGCAGAUCUUAGCGGGGCUGGCCCCAUUUCCUACAUGGACAGUGAUUUCUCCUCCAUGUCACCGACGGCACUCAGGGACUCGCUGAUGCUUGAUGACGCAACACUUGCUCAACAGCAGGACAUUGUACCUCAAAGUUUGCUAGAGAAUUACCUCGGGAUGAUAGACCCGUCGCGGGCACAGACUGUGGACACUGAGAUUACCAAAUAUUGCGCCUACAAUCUGCCGGCAGUGGCCUAUACACUUGGCAGGGAAAACUGGCCUUGUAUUAAAAACUUAUAUGAAACAUUAGCUGCUGAUAUGCAAUGGAAGGUGCGAAGAACCCUGGCCUUUUCUAUACAUGAAUUAGCUGUGAUACUAGGGGAAGAUAUUACACAUCGAGAUCUUGUUCCAGUGUUUGAUGGUUUUCUCAAAGACUUAGACGAAGUCAGAAUUGGAAUUCUGCGACAUCUUGCUGACUUUCUACGGCUGUUGCAUCCAGAUGUAAGAAGACAAUACUUGUUAAAAGUUCAGGAUUUUAUGAAUGUAGACAACAGUAGAAACUGGAGAUUCAGAUUGGAACUGGCUGAGCAACUGGUAUUGAUAUCGGAGUUAUAUUCAGCCUCAGAAGUCAGUGAUUAUCUUUUACCUAUGGGGCUUGCUCUUGCAGAAGACAAGGUGUCGGAAGUCAGGGCUGAUGCAUAUCAUUUAGUAAGUGUGAUGUUGAAGAGAAUUGUAGAAUGUGGAGAUGGGAAACUAGUCCAGUACCUUGUCAAUCAACUUAUAGCUAGAUUUGCCCGAGAUCAAAAAUGGGCGCGUAGACAAAUAUUUACCCAGUUGUGUCAAGCAAUAGUACGAGAACAGGCUGUAGAUGCUGUUCAAUUUGCCAAAGAUUUCCUCCCUAGUCUACUUAAUAUGGUCAAUGAUAGUGUUCCUAAUGUACGCAUAACUCUUGCCAAGUCGUUGACCUGCUAUAUGAUGAAUGAAGAUUACAGUCACUUCAGUGGACACCCGUGCCCGGAGGAAUUAGAAGAGGCUUUCAAGAAAUUACAGUCCGAUACGGAUCGAGAUGUACGAUACUAUUGUUCUGUAGAGGCCUACCAAGAAACCAGGCCAGAAAGUGUAGAAGAUGAAGGCAGUAUAGAUGAAUAUUUGGGUGUAUAACAUAUCGGAGAUGAUUUUAAAAUAGUUGUUGAUUAUUUAUGGUAAGGCUACAAUCAAAAUGGGA
Molecule: messenger RNA, 3279 nt
Organism: Ruditapes philippinarum (Manila clam)
Lineage: Eukaryota; Metazoa; Mollusca; Bivalvia; Venerida; Veneridae
Product: serine/threonine-protein phosphatase 4 regulatory subunit 1-like
Biological process (GO): protein dephosphorylation
Molecular function (GO): protein phosphatase regulator activity
Source: RefSeq, a predicted model, not a curated record